AUGUUUUUGAUAGAAUCGUUCCGCGAUUAUCGAACAACUGAACCAAUUUGGUUUAGAUAUUUACGAAGUUUAUUUGCUAUUGUUCUCACAACGAUACUUAUUGUUUAUUCAAUAAAUAAAUUACAUAAUUUUAACGUACCGACAAACCCUAUUACUUUUACUUAUUCUCAGCUUGACGAAAAUAAUGGUUUUACUAUAAACAUAUGUACUGGAAUUUCGAAUGAAAUCCAAUUAAGAACUACCGAUCCUACUAAAGUCUUACUCUCCGCUCCGUUCAAUCUUACUACUGACACUAAAUAUUUAAAAGAAGACGUAUACACUAAAGAUAGAUUAGAACCAACCUAUUUUUCAUUUGACCUAGGACAAAUUUAUUUAAUAACUUUUAAGCCAAUGAUUAAAUUUAAUAGUUAUGGCACUCCUUAUAUAUUAGAAUUAAUGCCACGGGUAAGUCAAAUGCCUAUAAGUUUAAAACCCAAUGAACUUACAGUUGGAUUUAUCUUUCCUUCAAAUAUUCUCAAAUUUGAAGAAUUGAAGUACAAAUUUACCGAUUUAAUAUCUGAUUUUGGAGGUUUCUAUGGAAUCUUUUAUUUAUUAUUUGGAAUGCAAAAACUUGAACCGUGGGGUUUGAUACAAAAAUAUUUGCUUACUUAUAUUCCUUUUAGACAAAGUUUUACAAGAAAAUUCGCAGAAAGAUAUGUUACAUAUGUCGGCCUUCCACUUGUUGAGAAAAUUAAAUUUAAAGGUGAUUUACUACCAGCUGAUCCAGAACCACCAGUGGAAAAUAAUUCUCCUUUUCCUACAACUUCUGGGAGUGAAAUUCUGACACCGUUGAAAGAUGAAGUUCAAAUUUUAGAGAAAUUAGAAUAUUUAAAAGAUAGAGUUCAAAUGUUAGAAAUUUUUUUAAAGGAUUAUUAUUUAGAUGAUUAUUUAUUAAAAAAGGUUAGAUUUGCUAAACGUAAAUACGAUGAAAAGAUAGAUGAUGAAAAAAGGGAAGAAGAUAUGUUGUCAUGGGUUUAA
Funneliformis mosseae is the source of this 1017-nucleotide messenger RNA. NCBI's taxonomy places the organism in Eukaryota, Fungi, Glomeromycota, Glomeromycetes, Glomerales, Glomeraceae. The record is from the annotation of a GenBank genome assembly.